Molecule: messenger RNA, 769 nt
Organism: Synchiropus splendidus (mandarinfish)
Lineage: Eukaryota; Metazoa; Chordata; Actinopteri; Syngnathiformes; Callionymidae
Gene: hamp
Product: hepcidin antimicrobial peptide
Exons: 3
Coding region: 221-493 (90 amino acids)
Biological process (GO): intracellular iron ion homeostasis; defense response to bacterium
Cellular component (GO): extracellular region
Source: RefSeq, a predicted model, not a curated record
UGAAUCCGCAGUGGGAAGAGCGCUGACAAGGGUCACGAGCAGAUCUGUCAAAAUCCCUACUCGCUCAGACAAUUGCCAUCCAUCACUGGAGCUGAGGAAUAAUUGAAGAUAUUGUGGCGCUCUUCUGUGGCCCCCCGACACCCAUGAGAGAGGCGACAGAUCAAGUCUAAUCUGCCGAGGAUUUAAUAAGUAAACCACUUAACCCCCCCCUCCCUCAAAAAUGAAGGCUUUCAGCAUUGCAGUUGCAGUGACACUCGUGCUCGCCUUUGUUUGCAUUCUGGAGAGCUCCGCCGUCCCGCGUUCUGGGGUGCCGGAGCAGGAGGAGGCAGGGAGCAAUGACACUCCAGUUGCGGCACAUCAAGAGAUGCCGAUGGAAUCCUGGAUGACGGCGAAUCACAUCCGGCAGAAGCGGCAGAGUCACCUCUCCUUGUGCCGUUACUGCUGCAACUGCUGCCGAGGCUACAAGGGCUGCGGCUUCUGCUGCAGGUACUGAGGAUUCCCCCGCAACCACCCGUCCACGCUAGUGUACCACAAGUGAAAUUACCGCUCCGUUGCCUCAUGAUGAAAAUCGACAACAUUCUUUUUACAAUGGAAAAAGUGAUUGUAUUUAUUUUGUGUGCUUUUUUUUCCCUGUAAUCCUGUUACAAACAUUUGUACCUGAAUAAACCAUUAACCACAGGAACGUCUGAGGAGCUUGAUGUCUACACUGUUGUUCCCAUUAAAGGCACAGAUUCUGUCUAAUAUUAAAACUUAAACUAAACCAAUUAAA